This is a messenger RNA of Arabis nemorensis, 915 nucleotides long. The record is from the annotation of a GenBank genome assembly. NCBI's taxonomy places the organism in Eukaryota, Viridiplantae, Streptophyta, Magnoliopsida, Brassicales, Brassicaceae.
AUGGAAACGUCGCCGCAGCUCCGUCUUAUCAUCGCCGUAAUUAUUUCUUCUCUCAUCGCAUUCCGAUCGUACAAACGGAAGUCGCUCGAUCUCUCCGGCGGACUUGCUGGAUUUCUCGUUAUGACCAUCCAUUUAACCGCCGGUUUCAGGUUCGGAGCUCUACUUCUCGUAUUCUUUUUUACUUCAUCGAAGCUUACUAAGGUUGGUGAAGAGAAAAAACGACGCGUUGAUGCUGAUUUCAAAGAAGGUGGACAAAGAAACUGGAUACAAGUGCUGUGCAAUAGUGGAAUUGCAUCAGUUCUAGUUGUAUUUGCUUCUACUUUAACGGGUUGGCAGGACAAGUGUUUGGACUCGAAAGAGUCCCGAAUUGUAACAGCUCUUAUCGGUGGGAUCAUCGGUCAUUACGCUUGCUGUAAUGGAGACACUUGGUCCUCAGAGCUUGGGGUUCUUAGUGAUUCCCAGCCUCGACUAAUCACAACGCUAAAGCCGGUGAAGAAGGGCACAAAUGGUGGAGUUACAAAGGCAGGACUCUUAGCUGCGUUAGCAGCCGGCGCCACGGUUGGACUGACAUUCGUUAUGUUUGGACUCUUUACUGCAAGAUGUGCAAGUGAUGUAGCUCUCAAGCAACUCUUAGUCAUUCCAGUCUCUGCAUUAGCUGGAUUAUGUGGGAGUCUUAUUGAUUCUGUACUAGGAGCAACCAUCCAAUUCAGUGGUUUCUGUUCUGUCCGGAACAAGGUUGUAGGGAAACCUGGACCGACGGUUAAGAAGAUUUCAGGUGUGGACAUUCUUGACAACAAUGGUGUGAACUUUGUCUCCAUACUCUUGACAUCUUUUCUGACUUCCAUUGUUACUAUGACUCGUAUUAAAGAUUUAGCCGAAUCUAAACCGUCUAAGCUCCUCCGUUCGACUACAUAA